AUGCUGUUGCCGGUAGUUCUGAUGAUACUGUCAUGGCUAAAUCAAUACUCGUACACCAUGCUCAUCGGAACACUAUCCAUGAUUGAAGGGCCACGCGGCCAACCCUCAACCGCAGGAAAUGCGACGUAUAUCACCAGCUCUCUUUGCACCACCAUUAACCACCUACGUACCCACGUCGGCAACUCGUUCUACCUCCGAGGGUUCGCCCUCGUCCUCAUCCACGACAUAGCCCGAGAUACCAUCCUCCCAGCUCUCCUACCAAUCAAUGACAACUCGCCACUCAAACAAGAUGUCCGCUCCCUAAUUUUCUUUCUUUACCAACGCCUUCCCAGCCUGAACUGCUGGGUCCGAGUGAUUCCUAUAGCCCUGCUUGAGUCUAUAUUGUGCAGGCCGGCAGUCCCAAUCACGCUACUCAUUGAACUCUAUCUGAUACAGGCUGUGGGAAAGAUAGACAUUGACCAAAACCUGGAUAAUAGCCAGACAGGAGGUCAUGUCUACGCACUUGCGGCUGUUGCUCCCAUAUUAAUUAAAUUUUGGCUUGCUCUUCCUGCUCGAGUCAUAUUGGUUCGGAUGGCAGCAUCGAUGGUCCCAGAUGAUGAUGAACUGAUUGUAACGCUUGAUGCACGGCUCAAAGGUGGUGGUGCUCCCCUGAGCAUGUUCGGUGCGUGGAGGAAGGAUUCCUGGGCGCGUGCUUGUAAAAUUCAGACUAGGGGGUUUAUUGCAGGGACUGCUAUUUUCCUCUUAGGCCAAUUGGUUCUUCCUGAUUUUCAAAGUUAUGUUCCUUUUGUGCCGAUGUGGUUUAAUGGUUGA
Molecule: messenger RNA, 810 nt
Organism: Aspergillus pseudotamarii
Lineage: Eukaryota; Fungi; Ascomycota; Eurotiomycetes; Eurotiales; Aspergillaceae
Exons: 3
Coding region: 1-810 (269 amino acids)
Source: RefSeq, a predicted model, not a curated record